This is a messenger RNA of Hypoxylon trugodes, 1310 nucleotides long. RefSeq lists its product as uncharacterized. Gene Ontology annotation, cellular component: cytoplasm. Lineage: Eukaryota; Fungi; Ascomycota; Sordariomycetes; Xylariales; Hypoxylaceae. Gene Ontology annotation, biological process: NADPH regeneration. The record is from RefSeq and is a predicted model, not a curated record. Gene Ontology annotation, molecular function: nucleotide binding; oxidoreductase activity. The transcript is spliced from 2 exons. The coding region runs from base 155 to 1282 and encodes 375 amino acids.
CCAGAAGGAGUAGGGGUGGGUGGAGGACGAGCAUUGAGCUUCCCGGGCUUCAUUAGGUACCAUAUAUCAUUCCCCUCCUUGUGUACCAACUUCGUAGAUCGUGGAAUCACAUAUUUCUCAGUAUCCUACGCGAUUAGAGUUCUGAUUAACCGAAAUGGCUACUCUCAAUGGCGACGCACGACGCGUUCUUCGAGUUGGUAUUAUCGGUUGCGGCGAGAUAGCCCAGGUUGCUCAUAUCCCAAACAUCAAUUUCCUAUCGCAUCUAUUCCGAACGACAUACCUCUGCGAUAUCUCGAAGGAUGCACUCGCACACUGCUCAAAGAAGGUCAAUGGUGCCACUCCGAAAACUACUACAAAUCCCGAAGAAUUAUGUUCCUCCGAUGAAGUCGAUGUUGUCUUAAUUGCCAAUGCAGACGCCUACCACGUAGAACACGGGAUCCUCGCGCUUAAACACAACAAAUACUGUUUGAUCGAGAAGCCGGUCGCAGUCACCUUCCGAGAUCUCGACAGACUUGUAGAGGCGGAGAAGGCCUCUAACGGUAAAGUCUUCGUCGGCACGAUGCGCCGGUUUGCUUCGGCCUUUGUCGACGCCGUGCAAGAAGUCGGUGGCUUCGACAAGAUCCUAUACGCUCGUGUUAGAGAUAUAAUCGGCCCUAACUCGGUCUUCGUUGACCAAUCCGGAACGUUUCCCCAGAAGUUCAGCGACUUUACUGAAGCCGACACCAAGGAUCGAUUAAGUCGCGAAGAUGACAUUCAUCAGCAAGCGCUAGAAAAGGAAUUCGGGGUUCCAAUUACCCCUGAAUCAAGGAGGAUGUUGCGAGUUCUUGGAGGUCUUGGAACGCACGAUCUAUCGGCUAUGCGCGAAAUUAUCGGCAUGCCCAAAGGUGUCUCGGGGGCAAUGCUCACUUUUCCCGGUAUUUACAGUGUUCUCUUCGACUACGGGAAUUUCCCUGUAACCUACGAGUCGGGAAUAAUUAAUGUUCCUGAAUUCGACGCUCAUAUCGAAGUAUAUUCCUCAGACAAAAUCGUUCGGGUUGAAUUCGACACGCCUUACAUCAAGGGGCUCCCGACACUCAUGAUCGUGAAAGAGAAAGUUGGCAGCGCAGGUUUUCAAGAACGAAGGGUGAGAAGAACUUAUGAAGAUGCGUAUACGUUGGAACUGCAAGAACUUUACAGCUGUGUCAUUGAAGGGAAGUCGACGAAAACCAGUGCUGUUGAUGCAAGGAACGACAUUGAACUAUUUAGAAUGAUACUGAAAGCCGGUGCAGAUAGAUAUCGUUAGUAUACCCUAGGUAGUUAAUUUAUUGGUG